Messenger RNA from Suillus paluster, 4081 nucleotides. RefSeq names its product CHAT domain-containing protein. The record is from RefSeq and is a predicted model, not a curated record. Lineage: Eukaryota; Fungi; Basidiomycota; Agaricomycetes; Boletales; Suillaceae. The coding region runs from base 204 to 3992 and encodes 1262 amino acids. Gene Ontology annotation, molecular function: protein binding. The transcript has 3 exons.
GCAACUAUCAUCCUUCUAGUUGGUCAGCCCAGUACGGAACUUGCUGUGAAACUGAUCGAUACACUCGCUUAGGCCUCAAGCACGACUCGUGCCAGAAUUUCUGCUCGUGUCGUCACUGUUUCAGCUGGGUGUCUCGUCAACCCAUUGCGCUCCUCGGCUUAUAUCUCCCACUUGCGUUCUUCGCACUCCUUCGCUAUAAUAACAUGGCACACGGCGUGGAGCAGUGUCGAGCGGCCUUGCAGGAGUGUCCUCCUGGCCAUCCUCGUCGAUCUGCGUGUCUCAGCGAGCUUGCCAACAGCCUUCGAAACAGCUUCCAGCAGCGGGGUGUCCCUUCUGACCUGGAUGAAUCCAUUGAGCUGCAUCGAGCUGCACUGCUGCUCUGUCCACCUGGCCAUUCUGAUCGAUCCUUGUCUCUCAACAACCUUGCCAUCAGCCUUCGGGACAGAUUCAAGCAGCGGGGUGUCCUGUAUGAUCUGGAUGAGUCCAUCGAGCUCCUUCGAGCUGCACUGGCGCUCUGUCCCCCGGGUCAUCCAGAUCGAUCCUCGUCUCUCAACAGCCUUGCCAUCAGCCUUCAGGACAGAUUCCAGCAGCAGGGUGCCCUGCAUUAUCUGGAUGAGUCCAUUGAGCUGCAUCAAGCUGCACUGCUGCUCCUUCCACCUGGCCAUUCUGAUCGAUCCUCGUCUCUCAACAACCUUGCCAUCAGCCUUCGGGACAGAUUCAAGCAGCGGGGUGUCCUGCAUGAUCUGGAUGAGUCCAUUGAGCUGCAUCGAGCUGCACUGCUGCUCUGUCCACCUGGCCAUUCUGAUCGAUCCUUGUCUCUUAACAAUCUUGCCAUCAGCCUUCGGGACAGAUUCCAGCAGCAGGGUGCCCUGCAUUAUCUGGAUGAGUCCAUUGAGCUGCAUCGAGCUGCACUGCUGCUCUGUCCACCUGGCCAUUCUGAUCGAUCCUUGUCUCUUAACAAUCUUGCCAUCAGCCUUCGGGACAGAUUCAAGCAGCAGGGUGCCCUGCAUGUUCUGGAUGAGUCCAUCGAGCUCCUUCGAGCUGCACUGGCGCUCUGUCCCCCAGGCCAUCCUCAUCGAUCCUCGUCUCUCAACAACCUUGCCAUCAGCCUUGGAUACAGAUUCCAGCAGCAGGGUGUCCUCUCUGACCUGGAUGAAUCUAUUGAGCUCCUUCGAGCUGCACUGGCGCUCUGUUCCCCAGGCCAUCCUCAUCGAUCCUUUUCUCUCAACAACCUUGCUAUCAGCCUUCGGGACAGAUUCAAGCAUCAGGGUGUCCUGCAUGAUCUGGAUGAGUCCAUUGAGCUGCAUCGAGCUGCACUGCUGCUCUGUCCACUUGGCCAUUCUGAUCGAUCCUUGUCUCUCAACAACCUUGCCAUCAGCCUUCAGUGCAGAUUCAAGCAGCAGGGUGCCCUGCAUGAUCUGGAUGAGUCCAUUGAGCUGCAUCGAGCUGCACUGCUGCUCUGUCCACCUGGCCAUUCUGAUCGAUCCUUGUCUCUUAACAAUCUUGCCAUCAGCCUUCGGGACAGAUUCCAGCAGCAGGGUGCCCUGCAUUAUCUGGAUGAGUCCAUUGAGCUGCAUCGAGCUGCACUGCUGCUCUGUCCACCUGGCCAUUCUGAUCGAUCCUUGUCUCUCAACAACCUUGCCAUCAGCCUUCGGGACAGAUUCCAGCAGCAGGGUGUCCUGCCUGAUCUGGAUGAGUCCAUUGAACUCCUUCGAGCUGCACUGGCGCUCUGUCCCCCGGGUCAUUCAGAUCGAUUCUUGUCUCUCAACAACCUUGCCAUCAGUCUUAGAUACAGAUUCCAGCAGCGAGAUCUCCUUUCUGACCUGGAUGAGUCAAUUGAGCUCCACCGAGCUGCACUGGCACUCUGUCGCCCCGGUCAUUUUGGUCGGUCUUCGUCUCUCAACAACCUUGCCGUUAGCCUCAGGGACAGAUUCCAGCAGCGGGAUGUCCUCUCUGACCUGAAUGAGGCCAUUUGGCUCAAUCGAGCUGCAUGUAUGCUCUGUCCCCCCGGCCAUUCUGAUCGAUCUUCUUCUCUCAACAACCUUGCAAACACCCUUCGGGCCAGGUUCCAGCGGCAGCGUAUCCUUUCUGAUCUGGAUGAGUCUAUUGAGCUCCAUAGAGCUGCACUGGCACUCCGUCCCCCUGGCCAUUCUGAGCGACCUUCGUCGCUCAAUGACCUUGCCAUCUGCCUUGGAGACAGAUUCCACAAACAGAAUAUGCUCUCUGACCUGGAUGAGUCUAUCGAGCUCCAUCGAGCCGUCCUGGCGCUUUGUCCCCCUGACCAUUGUGAUCGAUCCUCAUUUCUCAACGAUCUUGCCCUCAGCCUUCAAACCAGAUUCCAUCGGCAUGGUGUAUCAUCGUCAUCAGACUUGGACGAAGCCUUCAUGCUUUAUUCACAACUCUCCCAAGUAUCUCAUGCAGUCUCUCGUAGCGAUUUUCGCGCCGCCAAGUCAUGGGCUGCCUCUGCCGAGCAGCUUAAGCACAACUCUGCACUGAUCGCCUAUCAGACCACAUUGAAAUUCCUGGAUGAGCACGUUGCUGUUUUGGCGUCGUCUCCACACCAUUUCGAUGUCGUCAGGGAGGCCUCAUCCCUCGCAAUGGACGCAUUUUCAUGCAGUGUUCGUCUUGGUGUUCUGACAACUGCUGUCGAACUGGUGGAACGAGGUCGUGCAGUGUUCUGGACGCAGAUGGUACGCUUCCGCACACUUUCUGCGUCAGGUGGCGAAGCCCUGGCAAAAGAGUUCAUGCAACUCAGCUUUCGCCUGCGUCACGCAUUCAAGGUGUCUACAGAAGACCAGUCCCCACACAUACAACAACUGGCCGUGCAAUUGGAUGAUGUCAUCUCACGCAUCCGCAUGCUGCCUGGCCUUUCCCGUUUUCUCCUGCCUCAAAUAUUCUCUGACCUCCAGAGGGCUGCAGAAGGAGGACCGGUCAUUAUUGUCAAUGCAAGCCAGUACAGCUGUGAUGCCUUGAUUAUCCCGAGUGCCCACGAUCCGGUCCAUGUUUCACUCGAUAUUACACGAGCCGAGGUCUCCGAAUUGUCCUCCGAGUUUCAGUCUCUCACAGAGCUUGUGGGUUCUUCUGAUCAUCAACUUGAAUUAAACAAGAUGAUUGGUGUUCUGCGCACACUCUGGCAUCGCAUCGUUAAUCCCGUAGUUCAGGCUCUCCGGGGUUUAGUGCGCCCUCACUCACGCAUCUGGUGGUGUCCAACCGCUGAGUUCACGCUACUUCCUCUGCAUGCAGCAGGACCCUACGAGGGGAAGAGUCAUGAUGGGAAGAAGAGCCAUAAUUUGUCUCACUUUUACAUAUCCUCUUACAUCCCAACUUUGGCGGAACUCAUUCGCGCGAGACAGCAAAUUUCCCGAGAUACGACCGGUCAGCACUUUGUUGCGAUUGGUCAAGCGAACCCGGACGGAGCAAAGCUUCUUCGAUGUAUCGCUACCGAGUUAUCCGUCGUUUCUCAGCGUCUCUCACCUCUCCUGUCCUUCACACCACCUGCCUUAUCCUUCACGCAGCUCGCGGACAGUGAUGCGACAGUCCGCGGAGUAUUCGAUGCGUUGAGCCAAAAUCAGUGGCUUCACCUGGCCUGCCAUGGAAUGCCAAAUCGAAAACAACCGUUCGAGUCUUCCUUUGCCAUGCGUGACGGGCCUUUAACGAUCAGGGAGAUCAUGCAAUCUGACUGGCAGAAUCCGGAGUUUGCAUUCUUAUCGGCUUGCCACACUACUGUGGGUGAUGAGUUGAGCCCCGAUGAGGCGAUUCAUCUCGCUGCGGCGAUGCAAUUUUCCGGAUUUCGUAGUGUGAUAGGUUCUAUGUGGUCUGUCGACGACAACAUUGCAGCCCAGAUUGCCUCUGCUUUCUACAAGAACCUGAUCGAUGGUUCUGGGAGAUUGGACUGCACACGUGCCGCAGUUGCGUUGCACAAGGCUGUCAAGACAUUGCGCAAGGAAAUUCCACUGGAACAGCGGAUCGUAUUUAUUCACAUAGGUGUCUAGUUUGAGACUCCUUCGGACUAUUUUUAUCUUUAUUUGCUAUCGCGCGACCACUCUUGCUAACUGUCCAGAUCUGAGUGGUAUCUAUAAUG